Gossypium raimondii (Peruvian cotton) is the source of this 696-nucleotide messenger RNA. RefSeq lists its product as hypothetical. NCBI's taxonomy places the organism in Eukaryota, Viridiplantae, Streptophyta, Magnoliopsida, Malvales, Malvaceae. The record is from RefSeq and is a predicted model, not a curated record. Bases 53 to 538 code for a protein of 161 amino acids. The transcript is spliced from 3 exons.
UUAAAGAAAAUUGAGACAAAAGAAAACCACCAAAAAAAAAUAAAAAAUAGACAUGCUUUUGCCUAAACUGCCUCCGCUCCUCUGCCAUAGGGUGGAGGAGAUUCGGAGAAGCAGAAAAAGGGCUGUUGCUGACUCCGGUGAAGAUCUUAUUUCCCAAAAUGAUAAUAGUAAUGAAUCAAAUGGAAGUCAAAAGCUUUCCACUGUACAAACAAAUGAUAGCAACAACAGAGAAAGAAGAAGUCAGAGUUUUGAGUUUGGCAGUGUAGAUGGCCCUCUUAAUUGUCCAAGCUCACCAAGCUUCAGAUUUUACAUUACACCUUUGGUCAAGGAUAAGAAGAAUGAUGAUAAUUGUAAUUGCAAAAAUGAUCUUAAGAAGAAAGAGUCGUUUAGCAAAUCCGAUGGGACGGACGAAUCCCAGACAUCCAGUGAGGAAUCGCCAACGAAGCUGAAAAAUGAAUCAAAAGGGACGAAAAUGUGGUGGCUAGUGCCUUGGGGGAAAUAUGUGAAAAACUUGAUUCAUAUUAAACCAUGUUGCUAAUUGUAUGUUAUGGUAGUCAUCGAGAUUUUUCAUUCAGCAAAGUUAGAUGAUUAUGCUAACAUUAAAGGAGAAAAGAGAGCUUAUUUCUUUCUUUCUCUCUUCUCUUUUUAUUUUAACUAUAUUCCACCGCUCUUAGGAAUAAAUCUCAUAAUUAUUUA